Molecule: messenger RNA, 1671 nt
Organism: Aaosphaeria arxii CBS 175.79
Lineage: Eukaryota; Fungi; Ascomycota; Dothideomycetes; Pleosporales
Product: putative siderophore iron transporter
Exons: 2
Coding region: 1-1671 (556 amino acids)
Biological process (GO): transmembrane transport
Molecular function (GO): transmembrane transporter activity
Source: RefSeq, a predicted model, not a curated record
AUGGCGACUGACCUAGUUACUUCACAGGCCACAUGCACCAUCGUCUUUGCUCAACUGAUGUCAUUAGUUGGAAGCGCUCUGCUAGCUCAGACCACGGCGACCUUACUGGGCAGUCCAGAUCACUAUAUUUGGUUUGCGUCGGUCAUCACAAUUAUAACAUUGGCGACUAUCCUUCCUUGUAGUCAAGCCGCCGAUUACUGGGGUCGCAAGAUAGUAGUUCAAACUACAACUGUGGGGGGAGUUGUCGGAACCAUCGUUGUGUCGCGGUCACAAAAUAUCUCAACUGCAAUCGCUGGGUUUUGUCUUAUCGGUUUAGCUUUCGGCUGCCAGUCCCUGUGCUAUGCUAUACCCUCCGAAGUCCUUCAUCGCAAGCACCGAGCGUACGGACAGGCUGUUGCAAACAUCGUCUCCGGCAUGGGCGCUGUCACGGGUAUACUCGUUGGUGGCGCGCUGAUACGCAAUGAGAAUGCCCAAGGAUUUCGAACCUUCUGGUACAUCAACUGUGGUUUUUUCGUUCUCGGUCUUGUCGGUAUCCAGUUUGGCUACAAUCCUCCGUUACGAGAGCUCCAAGUCUCCUUGACUACAACCCAGAAGCUUCGGUCCAUGGACUGGAUUGGCAAUUUGAUGAUUGCUCUUGGCCUGAUAUUCUUCUGCCUUGGUUUACAAUGGUCUAGUAACCCAUACAGCUGGACCGACGGUCAUGUCCUGGGUCCAUUCAUCACUGGUGUAUGCUUACUGGCGGCCUUUUGUGCAUAUGAAUGGCGCGGUACUACCCAAGGUAUUCUUCAUCACGGCUUGUUUGGAGACCGUAACUUCCCCCUUUCCAUCGUUAUGGUCUUCGUGGAAGGCACGGCAUUCAUAACGGCGAAUGCCUUCUUCGUGUUUGAGCUCGUGGUUGUGCAGCACCUUGAUCCCUUUGAUGGCGGUCUUCGAUUUGCGGUCCUAUUUCUCCUCGCUAUGGGUUCCUCGUUCGUUGUAGGCAUUUACACCACACUGACACGUCAAAUACGUGAACCGCUUGCUCUCGGGUUCUCUUUUCUGAUGAUUUUCAAUGUCUUAAUGGCAUUUUUUAGGGAGACUUUGCCUCUUGCAAAUGCUUAUGGCUAUGCCUGCAUCGGCGGUGCAGGUAUCGGCUGCAUCCUUACAAAUGCUAUGGUUGCAGCACAAAUGAGCACCCCGAAGGAGAUGAUAUCAGUCACUUCUGGUCUUGUCACGGCUAUGAGGUCGCUUGGCGGUGCCAUUGGACUCUCAAUUAGCAAUGCUGUCUUCAACAACAAACUCAAAGUCGAGUUGCCGAUGAGAGUCGCAGCAGCGGCGGUGUCUCAAGGGCUUUCUCCGCAGGACAUUGGUCGCUUUAUUAGGGCUUUCACCACGCAAAACCAAGCGGCUCUACACGAGAUACCUGGCGUCACUCCGCAGGUUCUCGCUGCAUCAGGAAAAGCUCUGACGGAGGCGUUCAGAGUUUCAUUUCGCAAUACCUGGAUCACAGCCGCUGCAUUCAGUGCUGUAGGGAUAGUAUCUGCGCUUUUCCUUUGGAACCCGAAAGCUCAAUUUACCAACUACAUCGAUGCACCAGCGGAAGACGAGGUUUUGGAGGCUCAAGAAAGAGAGCAGAGAUUGGAGGUGGAGGAACAGAAGUCCAGUGUCCAAAGGUUGGAGGUCGUCAGUUAG